UAACGACUCCGGGAGAUAAGAACACGGGAUAGACGAAAGCAUAAGCACAGAAUAGAUUGAAUUUAGUCUAGUCCGCUACUCAAUAAUACUAUUUUAAAAAUAUUCUGUUAAAUCGACGAAUUCGGUAGUGAAAAUAACUAAAAUUCAGUUAUUCAUGAACGGUUUUACGAUGCUAAAUUAUCGAUUUUAAAGAGUUGAUUAAUUUGAUUUUUGAAUAUUUUUUUUUCAUUAUAACAACUCAAAUCUGUAAUCCUUUAGUGUUUAGUUAACAGCACUUAGUUUGACCUCACAGACUAAACAACUAACGUUUUUACCACAAUGCCAGCGUUUAAUUUCAGCGGACCCGCAGAGAUAUUAAGAGCCGAACAAAAAGAUGAAGAACAAUGUGAAAAAAUCAACAGACAAUUAUCUGAAUUUUUAUUAAAACUUAAAGGUCAUAUUUUCAUUAAUAAAAACAGGAAAACCAUAUUAUGUGCGUCACAAAUGCUUUACUAUGGGCUCACCACUCUGUCUAGAUUACAGACAUUGGGAGAGGAAUACACCAGGAUUGUACAAGUUGGAAAAACCGGCAGACACAUUCCAGGAUUUAUGCAAACUAUUGGAAUGCUUUCGAUGUUUAUUAUUGGAGAUCAACUCAUACUACGUUGCAUAGACUAUAUCGCCGAUUAUAUACAAGCCAAUGAAUCCAUAACCGAAACUGCGAAACAUCAAAUAAUUCACACUUUGAAAAUAGUUAAAUCCAUACUGCCGAUCGUUCAAAGUUUUAACCGAGUGUUGUUCUAUUGGAACGCUUCUUUUUACACAUGGUCAAAACGCUUUUUCAACAUCCGAUACAUAUUUGCUGUUCCGUGGUAUCGUCCUUCACAAUCUUUGCACGUAUUUAAAAUACUCAGCAUAGUCUCGGCUAUUCAUAUCAGCACACUUAUGUUAGUUUCUUUGUCAAAAAGUAAUGAUACCGAAACCACAGACGACGAUGUAGUAACUGAACCAACGUCAGACAGUAACAAAUGUUCACUUUGCUUGGAAAUGAGAACUCAUACUUCGCUGGCCGUUUGUGGUCAUUUGUUCUGCUGGAAUUGCAUACACGAAUGGUUGCAAACUAAUAAAUUUUGUCCGUUGUGUCGCAAAGUCCUGGACCCCAGGAAAAUCAUACCAUUGCAAAAUUAUGCUUAAAUAAUAUUGAUAGAGAUAUUUGUUUUUACUUACGGAACAUGUUUGGUGAUCUGUACAAUUUUUGGGGAUAACAUAUAUUUUUUUAUAGAAUAACAUAUUACAUAAUUGUAUGUAUUAAUCGCAUUUGUAUGACAAGAACAGGCCAACACGGUCAUCAUUUCCCCUCUAUCUAAAUAAAUGGAUGUACGAUUAAAAGUUAAAUAUAUACUUAGGUGUAACGAAAAGUGAUUUGUAUAUAAUGAAUUAUUAUUUAAUGAUAAUUAAAUGUAAAUACUAUUGAUUAACCGUUUUCUUUAUAAUGUAUAUUGUAAUAUCUGGAACUUAUGUGUACUCUGUUAAUAAUAAGGUACGAAUUGUAAAAUAAUAAAUUCACCUAAAACACA
Adelges cooleyi (spruce gall adelgid) is the source of this 1556-nucleotide messenger RNA. RefSeq names its product peroxisome biogenesis factor 10-like. The transcript has 4 exons. The record is from RefSeq and is a predicted model, not a curated record. Lineage: Eukaryota; Metazoa; Arthropoda; Insecta; Hemiptera; Adelgidae. The coding region runs from base 319 to 1173 and encodes 284 amino acids. Gene Ontology annotation, cellular component: peroxisomal membrane. Gene Ontology annotation, biological process: protein import into peroxisome matrix. Gene Ontology annotation, molecular function: zinc ion binding.